AUGGCUUGCGAAGCGCACUUUCUAUCCACUUACCAACGUGAUAAGAGCGGAAGAUUUAUAGUGCGGUUACCAUUCAACGAGAACGCUUCUAAAUUGGGUGAUUGUCGUGCAUUGGCCCUGAAGAGGUUCUUGAUUCAAGAAAAACGCUUGAUAAAUAAUCCAGAGCUACAGGCGCAGUACGUCAAGUUCAUCCAGGAGUACGAGGCUCUCGGACUUUGUCGGGAAAUUUUUGAGGCAAAUGAUCCACCUAACCAGCAGAAGUAUUAUCUUCCUCGUCACGCGGUAUUACGUCCAUCCAGCUCGAGCACGAAGUGUCGGGUCGUUUUUAAUGCAAGUACAAAGUCCUCAUCAGUGCAGCUGUCCUUAAACGAAGUUCUACAAGUGGGUCCAGUAGUACAGAAUGAUUUGCAUUUCAUCAUUCUUCGCUUCAGAAAAUUUAAGAUUGCGUUUUCCGGGGACAUUGCCAAAAUGUAUCGGUGCUUGGUACAGCUCGUCGAAGAAGAAGGCAAAUCUUUUCCUAUCGCCGCUCGCAUCGUGAAGGAUGAAACUUGUAUGGACGAUGUGCUUUCCGGUGCAGGCUCAAUAGAAGAGGCCAUCGGGGCUCAACGACAACUACAACAGCUUCUAGAGAGCGGUGGAUUCCCGAUACGCAAGUGGUGUUCGAAUUCUCCUGAAUUUCUCGAGCACAUUCCUAUAGAAGAUCAAGAAAAGAGGGUGCCAUUGGCUGAACGCGGAGUUAACGAGGCUAUCAAGGUUCUCGGACUGCUAUGGGAUUCAUCUGCCGAUACUUUGUACAACACAAAAAAUACGAAGCAGUCGCCGCAUUCACAACACCGUUUCACUAAAAGGGUGAUGUACUCAGAAAUCGCCAAAUUCUUCGACCCUCUAGGAUUGAUCUUUCCAGUAACUGUUUUGGCAAAACUCCUGGCUCAACGACUGUGGCAACUUAAAAUCGGAUGGAACAAUCCGGUCGAUGAAGGCACAGCGCGACAGUGGAAUGAACUGCAAGUCCCGAUGUCUUUGCUAGCACAUAUCGCCAUUCCAAGAUGCGUCACCUUUGAAGGAGCCAUUGCUCACGAGCUGCAUGGUUUUUCUGACGCCUCCACCGUGGCAUAUGGGGCUUGCAUCUACCUGCGUAGCCUAUUUGCCGACGGUUCAGCCGAGCUGCGUCUACUUACCAGCAAGUCAAAGGUAGCUCCUUUGGAGGAACUUUCAAUCCCUCGCAAGGAGUUAUGCGCCGCGCGGCUAUUGACCCGGUUGUUAGUAAAAGUAAUACCCGCCUUGGAUAUGGAACUCCGAGAGAUUGUGCUUUGGUGUGACAGCACAAUUGUCCUGGCAUGGAUCAAGAAGCCGCUCAACCAACUCCAGUUGUAUGUCCGGAAUCGAAUCGCCAUAAUCCAACAACACAAUAGUGGAUACCGCUGGAAAUACAUUCGAUCGCAGCAAAACCACCGUUUCUCGUGGUCAACUACCAGAGGGUUUUAA
Molecule: messenger RNA, 1485 nt
Organism: Wyeomyia smithii (pitcher-plant mosquito)
Lineage: Eukaryota; Metazoa; Arthropoda; Insecta; Diptera; Culicidae
Exons: 2
Coding region: 1-1485 (494 amino acids)
Source: RefSeq, a predicted model, not a curated record